This is a messenger RNA of Coffea eugenioides, 1071 nucleotides long. RefSeq lists its product as uncharacterized. The transcript is spliced from 6 exons. NCBI's taxonomy places the organism in Eukaryota, Viridiplantae, Streptophyta, Magnoliopsida, Gentianales, Rubiaceae. The coding region runs from base 297 to 827 and encodes 176 amino acids. The record is from RefSeq and is a predicted model, not a curated record.
AAUAAAAAAGAGCCGAUAGAUUUUUAAUCGAGCCCAACGCCUCACCAGUUACCGAACAAGAAUAAAGCGUAAAAAAGUGGCAUUACCUUGCGUAGCAAUAGAACAAGCUUGGUCGCAUCAUUCAUUUGUACUGUCAGAUAAUUAGCCGAUCGAUUUCGGGAAAAGCGAGACUGCCCUGCCCUGAGAGAUUUUCCAAUUAAUCUCUCUAACAGGGCGAUCACUGGGUAAUCGAUGUUUAUGGUGGGAAAAUUGCUGCGAUUCGGAUCAAUUGUGGCUUGGAUUCUUCAUAUGGUUGCAUGCAUGGGGUAUAUAACAGUGGUUGUCUUGGAAGUGCUACUGAGCCAAAACUAGAUUUGACAAUUCAUGACUCUCUUCAACAGCAGAAACCUGUAGCUGAAAUACAUUCAAGAAUAUCAAAAGCUAGCAUAUCUGAGAGUUUCCGGACAAACAGCAACUGUGACAUGGACGUGAGUGCUGUUCAGUCACAGGGAAGUGUAUCAUCAGUUAGUAGUUCAUUGACCAAUUCUCAUGGAGCUGGAAGUUCAAAUGCUUCCUAUGAAUUUGUAAAUCAUGGUCUUCUUCUUUGGAAUCAAACUAGACGGCAGUGGAUAGGCAGUAGAAAGCCCGAGAAACAGAUGCAGCAGCUGCGUGAGCCCAAGUUAAGCACUUUGUGUCUCUGCAUCGCUAAAAAGUUUUGGCUUUGCAGUUGGAAUGCAACCUAUGAUAGUUUGCUUGGAAGCAACAAACCCUUUACCAAGCGUAUUCCUCUUGCCGAAAUGGUAGAUUUUCUUGUGGACGUAUGGGAGCAGGAAGGAAUGUACGACUGAAUGGGCAAAAGUUGCAGGUCUUGAACAACAUGGCCUGCCCUUGAGACAUCGAACUUCUCAGGUGUUUUACGAAGUGUGUUGUAAAUUAACCAUGUAAUCAUUUUGUAUGCGGUAGCCUAUUUACCAAGGCAAAUAUAAAAUAUGUUCUUGUACGUAUGAGGAUCCUGAUUAUGUAGAACUCACGUUGGUGCAAGUCUCUGUAGUGGAAGAAGUCGGUUGGCGCAUAUUAUAGCCAUUUUUGUUA